UGGUGCCGUUCUUCAAGCUUUCUCUCUCUCUCUCUCGGCACUUGCGUUCCUUUGUUGAUCGAUUUGGGAACCAGGGACGCUUGAAAGAAUGGAUGGUCGUGAAACUGCUGCGCGUCUCUAUGGAGAAUACACUUACGAGAACUUGGAGCGAGAAUCAUACUGGCCAUCUGAGAAGCUUCGGAUAUCCAUAACAGGAGCCGGAGGAUUCAUCGCCUCCCACAUUGCCAGACGUUUGAAGAGCGAGGGUCACUAUAUUAUUGCAUCUGAUUGGAAGAAGAAUGAGCACAUGCCGGAAGAUAUGUUCUGCCACGAAUUCCACCUUGUGGAUCUCAGGGUUAUGGACAAUUGCCUCAAAGUUACUCAAGGAGUGGACCACGUGUUUAAUCUUGCUGCCGAUAUGGGAGGUAUGGGUUUCAUCCAGUCCAAUCAUUCCGUGAUCAUGUACAACAAUACGAUGAUCAGUUUCAACAUGCUUGAAGCUUCAAGGAUCAGCGGAGUCAAAAGGUUCUUCUACGCAUCUAGUGCGUGCAUCUAUCCCGAGUUCAAGCAAUUGGAAACCAAUGUGAGCUUAAAGGAGUCCGACGCUUGGCCAGCAGAGCCUCAAGAUGCUUAUGGAUUGGAGAAGCUCGCAACUGAAGAAUUGUGCAAGCACUACACCAAAGACUUUGGCAUUGAAUGCCGCAUCGGCCGCUUCCAUAAUAUAUAUGGUCCCUUCGGAACAUGGAAAGGCGGGAGGGAAAAGGCCCCGGCUGCAUUUUGUAGAAAGGCUAUCACUUCUACUGAUAAGUUUGAAAUGUGGGGAGAUGGACUGCAAACUCGGUCUUUCACUUUCAUCGAUGAAUGUGUUGAAGGUGUACUGAGAUUGACAAAAUCAGACUUUCGCGAACCAGUGAACAUUGGAAGUGAUGAGAUGGUGAGCAUGAAUGAGAUGGCGGAAAUGGUACUCGGCUUUGAGGAUAAGAAACUCCCCAUUCAUCACAUUCCCGGCCCAGAAGGAGUUCGCGGUCGCAACUCUGAUAACACACUGAUCAAAGAGAAGCUUGGCUGGGCACCAACAAUGAGACUUAAGGAUGGACUGAGGAUCACAUAUUUCUGGAUCAAGGAACAAAUUGAGAAGGAGAAAUCUCAGGGUGUUGAUCUGUCUGUCUAUGGUUCAUCCAAGGUUGUCGGAACUCAAGCUCCGGUGCAGCUCGGCUCACUCCGUGCCGCAGAUGGUAAAGAGUAGUAUCUUUCUUUGUUUUUUUUUUUUUUAAACUCUGCUACAUUUGCUUUGUAUAAUAAGGACCAGAACUUAAUAAGAAGUAUGUUAUCUCUC
Messenger RNA from Dioscorea cayenensis subsp. rotundata (Guinea yam), 1315 nucleotides. RefSeq names its product GDP-mannose 3,5-epimerase 2-like. NCBI's taxonomy places the organism in Eukaryota, Viridiplantae, Streptophyta, Magnoliopsida, Dioscoreales, Dioscoreaceae. The transcript is spliced from 7 exons. Bases 89 to 1225 code for a protein of 378 amino acids. The record is from RefSeq and is a predicted model, not a curated record. Gene Ontology annotation, molecular function: GDP-mannose 3,5-epimerase activity; NAD binding.